Molecule: messenger RNA, 765 nt
Organism: Nematocida ausubeli
Lineage: Eukaryota; Fungi; Microsporidia
Exons: 1
Coding region: 1-765 (254 amino acids)
Cellular component (GO): proteasome core complex, alpha-subunit complex; proteasome core complex
Source: RefSeq, a predicted model, not a curated record
AUGCACGAUGAGCUAAGCUAUUCCACGACAACCUUCUCUAGCAAGGGAAUCUUAUCGCAAUGCGAGAGGGCUCUAACAGCAGCAAAAAACGGCGCACUUUCGGUUGGAAUACGUGCUGUCAAUGGUGUUGUGCUGGCGUCCAUAAAGAAAACACCUUCUGUUUUGGUAGAGAAGGAAAGAGUACAAAAAGUCUUUAAGGUAUGCGAUACAAUCAUUGGAACCUUCUCAGGGCUAAGUGGAGACUUUAGGAAUGCUCUAGAAGUAGCAAGGGAGAUUGCUAAUGACUACCGAAAGGUAUAUGGUGUGUACCCAUACAUAGACACUUUCAUGAAAGAGUUUUCAAAAGUCAUCCAGGAAAAAACACAAAAAGAAGGACUAAGGCCAAUCGGGUGCAUCUGCCUGUUUGCAGGGCAUGCGUGCAUAAAGAAGGACAUACAGCCGGAUGAAGAAGGAAGGCCUUUGAUUGUGGAGACAGAUGCCUAUGUGCUGCAGCCCCUUCUCUAUCAGAUAGAUCCAUCUGGCUCAAUAAAGAAUAGCUUCUCCUUUGGAAUUGGCAAGGCAUACAAAGAAUGCUCGCAGUUUCUGGGAAAAAGAUGCACGUCUGAAAUAGAGAUCCAUGAUGCAGUGGUGAUUGCGGUUCUUGCUUUGAAGGAGUUCACAGAGGUGGCAAUCAAUGAAGAGGAUAUUAGCAUAGCAAUCAUAACAAACGAAGGAAUUUCCAAUUACGAAAGCAAGGAUGUACAGGAUAUUCUGAAGAGUAUCUAA